This is a messenger RNA of Manduca sexta (tobacco hornworm), 769 nucleotides long. It is a transcript of the gene Polr3H, whose product is annotated as DNA-directed RNA polymerase III subunit RPC8. Gene Ontology annotation, cellular component: RNA polymerase III complex. Lineage: Eukaryota; Metazoa; Arthropoda; Insecta; Lepidoptera; Sphingidae. Gene Ontology annotation, molecular function: DNA binding; DNA-directed RNA polymerase activity. The transcript has 4 exons. Gene Ontology annotation, biological process: DNA-templated transcription; transcription initiation at RNA polymerase III promoter. The coding region runs from base 89 to 724 and encodes 211 amino acids. The record is from RefSeq and is a predicted model, not a curated record.
AAAUAUUAUACUGGCAACACAGCUAAUAAGUGUCCGGGAAUAUUUACCUUUUCAAAAUUAUGUUGAUUGUCGAUACAAUUUUUAAACAAUGUUUGUCUUAGCUGAAAUGAAGGAUGUAAUUCGAAUAACACCAGACCACUUUCAUCAAAGUUUAACGGAUUCUAUUACGACAUUACUCAAUAGAAAACUUGCAAAUAAGGUCGUGCUUAAUGUCGGUGUAUGCAUAGCUCUCUUCGAUAUAACAGAUAUUGGACAUUCAUAUAUAUUUCCUGGCGAUGGCUCAUCACACACUGAAGUUAAAUUUAGGUAUAUUGUUUUCCGACCAGUAGUUGAGGAGAUACUUAUAGGAAAAAUUAGAAGUUGUAGUAGGGAAGGUGUACAUGUGACCUUAGGAUUUUUUGAUGAUAUACUAAUUCCGGUGAAUGCACUUCAACAUCCAUCACGGUUUGAUGAAACCGACCAAGCUUGGGUGUGGGAAUACCCUAAAGAAGAUGGAGAGAAACAUGAUUUGUUUAUGGAUUCUGGUGAAUCAAUAAGGUUUCGUGUGACUAGCGAAGCCUUUGAAGAGAGCUUGCCUUCAGGACCUCCAGGUGUUGAAUGUAGUGUCCAAACAACAGCCCCAUACAGACUUAUAGGUGGAAUCAAUGAACCUGGCCUGGGCCUGUUGUCCUGGUGGGAAACUCCUGACCAAGGGGAUGAUGAUAAUGAUGAGCAAGAGGUUUAAUAGUAUAAAUUAAUUUAGAUUUUUAAAUAUACUUUUUAUAUUUCA